AUGACCGGCUACUACAAGGUAGAAGGAGACAAUUUGUCUUCAAGUAAACGAGACUAUGAGUGGUCUAAUACAAACACUAGUCCUAGUCAGCAACGACCGAAGCCAACAUUACCCAGCAUAAAUCAACUGAUAAACAGCCCAGCAAGUCUUUCUCUGCGAGAUUCAAAUGACAGCCUGAGAUGGAGUAUGCCACGGACCCCCUACACCACAACGCCAUUGCAAAGUCCUUCUUCGGCUAUAUUCUCAUCCUCCAACGUAAACCUUCCGUCAAUAAGAAAUAAACUUCAGAGUGGGUUCCCAGACCUAUCAGUCGGACAGAUACAGAACCUUCCCAAUUCACAAACCUCAUGUGCUAGUGGUAUUUCUCCUGUUCCUUCCGCAAACAGAGGAGGGCGUUCAGUAUUUCCAAUUUCAGGACCGACUACACCAGAUCAGCAAGUAUCUCAUCAAUUAAGUGAUGAUGGUUAUUAUAGCAAGCCUGUUAGUGAGACAGGAUACUCUGUGUCUAUACAGAAUGACGGUACUAGAGGAUCUGAGGGUCUGCCAUGUCCACCACCGAUGCCCCCAAAAAGCCGGUAUGAGCAGCAACCAUAUCAUAAGCAUCAGCAACACCAAUACCAUCAGCAUCAUCAUGAACAACACCAGCAGCAUCAACAUCAGCAUCAGCAGCAACAGCACAUGGGCCAGAUGAAUCACCACGGGCUAGUCGAGUGUCAACCACCCAUAAUGCAACCGUCCAUGCAGCCGGUCAUCCAACACUCCAUGUUCCAUGGCCCAAGGCAAAUGCAUCAUGGUGAAAGUCAAAACAGCAAUUAUAGUCUAGGGACAAUUCAAUCUCUACCACCUACCUUAUCUGGAUCUACAGGGACCACUUCCGAUAAUGGAAACUCUAAUCACAUCUAUGGCUUGGGAAUCUACCCAGUGAAUCAAGAAGGAGUUGUCUGCAAUGGAAUGGUAGUCAAUACCAUAAGUGGCAACAGUAACGUCAGCAGAGACUAUUACGAUGCCAGGUAUUCGCAAGCACAGAUGCAAUCAUACUCCAGGUACUGUGGAGAUUAUCAAGGCAUGUUGGACAUCACUUCUACUACUUACCAAUUGCAGCCAAUUAUCACGUCAAGUAAGGAUAUUAAACGUCGGACCAAAACGGGGUGUAUUACGUGCCGUAAGCGAAGGAUAAAGUGUGACGAGAGGCACCCAACCUGUCUCAACUGUGAAAAAUCCAAACGAGUUUGCAUCGGUUAUGACCCGGUAUUUCGAAAUCAGGUAGACAAACGUCGUAAAAAGGGAGCUUCAACAUGGACUGGUGAAAGUGGACCAAAAAUAGUCUCGCAUUCAUCGACAACGCAAAACCUGACACCAGUAUCUGAUGGCAUUGGUAAUUCAUUUGAUCUGAGUCAUAGCAACAAUACUACGGGUCCAACAACUAGUGACAGUGAAGAGAGUCCAGGAAGUGGCCAGAGAUCAUCCAGCGUAUCCUACAGCAAUACUCCCAUUACAAUAGCUAGUAAUACUGGUACACCACCGUCGUUUGCCAGUGAUCAGGAGAAAGACCGUUGUCGGAUUAAGAUUGCUAGUCUGUUAGAUGCAGCUGAUGUUAUCGAGUGCCAGAAGAAAAGCCCGGUGUCAGAUGGAGAAUUCAUAUCCAAAAUUGUAGUGGGCAAACCAACAACCAAAGAGCUCGACUCAGGACCUUUCUUUGAGCACAACCCUCCUAGAUGGGAAGAUGUUUGUACCUACUUCACAGAAAAGAUAGCUGUUCACCUGGACAAUCUGUUCAACACCACUCGAUUUUCUGACAUUGCAGCCGGUAGUAUCAAGAAGAGCGGAUCGGAUCUCUCCAACAGACACAGCAGUAAAAUUGGAGGCAGCGAAGACCUGGCAGUGUUGGAGACCAUUCGACAGAUCUUUGCUAUCCUCCAUCCAUCAGCGUACGUUGAAAACCUUGCAUUAGACGAGAAUGCCAAACUCGAGGAAUUGCGCAUUACUAGCAACUACAAACUUCUCCGAUGUGUUCUCCAACUUAUAAAUUCAAACCGAGACACAGAGUUCUUGCCUGUGGCAGUGGAAGAUUACGAGAUAUUCCUCAAAGUGACGAUUCUGCACCAGUUCAUCUACGGAGAGGUGCCAUUGAAACGACCAGCCAACCAAGAUGGAACCCAAAGUCUUGGAUCACCAGUAUCUCCACGAACCGAAGGCGAAGAAAAUAGAGACAACAGCAGCAACAACAGCAUGGCCAAUAAAGCUCAAAGCAUUAUCAAAAUUGACGAGAACAUUAACAGCGAAGAGAUGUGGAAGCUGCUUGAGUACAUUCGCAACGGCGGUUCUAUUGAUGAACAGGACCUUGAAGCCAUGGCGGUCUUGUGCCAGUCUAACAUGAACAACAAAGAGUCGACUUCAGUUGUCGAGGCAGCUCUAGUAGCCAUUCUUCUUGGUCUUCAUUACAGUUCGUCCACCUGCAGCACCAGCAAAAGCGAGUCGAGAAUCCGAAUCCGUCUGCUCGAACUCUCCGGCACUGGCACUUUGAGUCCGUUCCUGAGACGUCUAAUCAACAUGACACUCAGUCUCUAA
This is a messenger RNA of Sugiyamaella lignohabitans, 2568 nucleotides long. RefSeq lists its product as uncharacterized. The transcript has a single exon. The coding region runs from base 1 to 2568 and encodes 855 amino acids. The record is from RefSeq and is a predicted model, not a curated record. NCBI's taxonomy places the organism in Eukaryota, Fungi, Ascomycota, Dipodascomycetes, Dipodascales, Trichomonascaceae. Gene Ontology annotation, molecular function: DNA-binding transcription factor activity, RNA polymerase II-specific; zinc ion binding. Gene Ontology annotation, biological process: regulation of DNA-templated transcription.